AUGGCCACCCUACACGAAGUGACGGAUCUCUUCUCAAAACUCGCUUUACACUUGCAAACCCUAAAUCACGCUUCACUAAUCGAUGAACAACGACAAGACGAUGACUCGCUUGACUAUGCAAUUUCGAAGCUUAAUCAGUCUCUCAACAUUGACGAAGAUUCUAGGGUUACGGUUCUGGACACUGCCCUGUCCCUCAUGUGCUUCAAGGCACCGGAGGUUUUUGAUUCGACGAUUGAGUAUUUGGUCAAGACGAUUGCUAGUGUUUUGUCUUCUUCGGUGAGUUGCAAAGUGUUGUUAUUCAAGAAAGAGGAGGCUUUGCUUAUCGGUUGCUCAAUCUCGAGUGGUGAUUGCGUCGAGCUGGUUGAAGUGUUCUCUGAUGUUAUUAGGAAACUGGAUGGGCACGGAAUGCUUUCUUCUUUGCUGUUACAUGGUAUUGUGAGAGUAGCAGUUCAUGCAUCUUGUUACAGAUUUUUGUUUCCAUCAAGACUUGUACUUGAUACAAGGUCAAUUGACGGGAGAAGCAUCAUUGUUUCAAAGCUUCUUUGCCACUUGCCCUGUGAAUUUCUUCUCGAUAACCACAGAAUACCGCUGAGGUUGCUGUUCUGGUAUCUUGAUCCUCUAACUCUAAAGCAUGACAUCGAAAAUAUUCUGCAAGAAGCGAUGGGCAGGCCUUUCCUCUGUUUGAAUAAAGAAUUCCAUGAGAGGAUGAACUGGCGCUCCAUUAUUAUUUCCCUGGUACUUUCUCCCGUUAUGUUCAUUGAGGCCAGAGUUCUACUACAUGAGUGGUUGCUCUUGACGGGUCUGGGUUCCAUACUGGAGCUGUUAGUUGAAUUAAUGUCGGUAAUACUGGAUGUGAUAUCUAGACCGACAUGGUGGGAUAUUUCUGUAGAGUUGGGAUCAAAGCUGCUACAUUCUAAUGCAUACUUUCCCAAUCAGAACCAUUUAUUGAGGACUUUAGCUGGACCUCUCUCUGCAGAAAGUUUCCUUCAAUUAGUUCAUGCUACAAGUGAACCAACAUUUUGUGCAAGAAAACAAUCUGAUCCAAAUAGCAAGCCAGAUGCAAUGAAGGCUGUGAUGAUAGAUCACAAAUCUCACUGGGCUUUGGCAGUCUGCUUCCCUGAUUGGUUCAAUUUUGCUUCUGUUUUACUCUUCUCCGGAACCAACUUUCAAGAAAAGUUUCUAUUGAAAUCGUCGGAAGGGACGCCCAAAGUUGGAAACACUAGUGAAAAAGAAAUGCCUACCCUUUUUGCCACUGCCGCUGCAAGGUAUAUUGCGUGGAUUUUGAACCCAUUUGGUAAAUCUCAUCAGGUUCUGCUAGCUGAUGGUUUGAAUAAAAUAUCAGUGUCUUGGUCUCUGAAACAAAUUGGUGUAGGUGUUUCUGACGAAGAAAAAGCUAGCAGCAGAAAGAAACUUAAGAAACCCAAACUUUAUAUCAAGGAGGAUAGUACUUGUGGAAAAUACCGUGAUUAUCAAAUGAUUGGGAUCUGGCUUGAAGAUUUUCAUGACUUUUUUCUACGGUACUGUAAUAAGUAUAUCAACAAUUAUGUAUUUUGUGAAGCAAAAUUACGCUGUGGUCUCUAUCUGCAGCACAAAAUGUUAAGGCAAAUACCAUUAGGCAUCUUGAUUGGGUAUCCCAACUAUAUAAAUGAAGAUGGAUGUGGGCUGCUGCUGCAUUAUGCUGCAACUGGUAGGAUGCUUCAGUCUGUAACAGUGGAUGCUACAACAAAGCAUGUAAAGUUGAAUACGGAGGGACAGAAACAUGUAGAUGUAUGGGGUGGCAAUCAAUUUGACAAAAAGGAAGCAAUAACGGGUGCCUGUCUUGUUUUCAGUUUGACUGAUGCUGUUGAGAGAAUGGCCGCUUCACUAUUCGAGACAGAAGAAAGUGAAGCAGACAUUGUUUGCCGUGUAAAAUUAAGAACUGGUAAGUACUUGGUGAAGUGUAUUAAGAGGCUAAUCCAACUUAGCAUUGACAAAGAAGAGGCUCUGAUGCUGGUGGAUCUUCAUGGUAGAUUGAUGCGCUGGAGAAAUCAAGGGAAAGAAGCAUUAGAGCUUCAUGAAGAUCUAGAUGAUGCCUUUGCCUGCUUGACUAAUAAAUUAUCUGUCCUAAGUUGAUACUGUACACAAGAGAAGCCUUUUCUUGUACAGAAAACACUCUGGGGAUCCCUUUUUUUCCCUCCCUAGCUGGGUUUUGCGACUUUUGUCAAUUUCGUCACCCCUUUAUCUUUCUCCCAAAGUUGUAGUUGUCACAUUGAUGUACAGAAUGACUUAUGGAGAAUAGAGACACAUGGACAAGUUUCAUUUCCUGCUAGUUUUCUGUAUUUAUAAAGAGCUUUAAAGAGAGGUCAGAACAGCUUUCUAGUUAUGCAGUAGAUAUAUUCGGCAGAUGUAUCAUUCAAAAGCUGGCAUUUAUUCCUUUAAACUUGUUAUGACAAAGUACAAGCAAUGCAUAUGCAGUUCUUGAAAACUUAUAUAUGAUAUUUAUACCCGGCAAGCCAAAGGCUUGCCCUGUAUGAAUGUCCUAAACACCUUUUCAUGUUCUAAUAAGCCUUACUAUCAUGUGUGGAAACACAUUUGACACACUUAUAGCUUUGUCUAUAUACAAAUGCAGUAUCGGCCUUCGGCCAUAUUUCACCUGUGGAGUUUCAUUUUAUUUUAUUUUGUUUCAAGUAAAAAA
Molecule: messenger RNA, 2674 nt
Organism: Tripterygium wilfordii
Lineage: Eukaryota; Viridiplantae; Streptophyta; Magnoliopsida; Celastrales; Celastraceae
Exons: 6
Coding region: 1-2112 (703 amino acids)
Source: RefSeq, a predicted model, not a curated record